Molecule: messenger RNA, 1697 nt
Organism: Jaculus jaculus (lesser Egyptian jerboa)
Lineage: Eukaryota; Metazoa; Chordata; Mammalia; Rodentia; Dipodidae
Gene: Eid3
Product: EP300 interacting inhibitor of differentiation 3
Exons: 1
Coding region: 120-1544 (474 amino acids)
Biological process (GO): DNA repair
Cellular component (GO): Smc5-Smc6 complex; nucleus
Source: RefSeq, a predicted model, not a curated record
CCAGGGUCCAUCGCCAUUUUCUUGGGUUGCUGCAAUUUUAACUGCGCACCUGCCGCUGCUGCGCUGCUGCUACCACAGCCGCUAUUGCCACCGCCACCGCCACCGCCACCUCUGUUGCCAUGGCCGAUGAGAAUAAUAGCCUGAAGGAAGAGGAGGAGAAAGUGAAGCCCGAAUACGGGGCCGUUGCCUGUGAGGGAGUCGAGGUGAAACUGGAUGAGAUGAAGCCCGACGAGAUGAAGCCGGUCGAGGUGAAGCCGGACGAGAUGAAGCCGGUCGAGGUGAAGCCGGACGAGAUGAAGCCGGACGAGAUGAAGCCGGUCGAGGUGAAGCUGGACGAGAUGAAGCCGGACGAGAUGAAGCCGGUCGAGGUGAAGCCGGUCGAGGUGAAGCCGGACGAGAUGAAGCCGGUCGAGGUGAAGCUGGACGAGGUGAAGCCGGUCGAGGUGAAGCUGGACGAGGUGAAGCCGGUCGAGGUGAAGGCGGACAAGGUGAAGGCGGAUGAGGAGAAGCCGGCCGAGGAGAAGCGGGCGGAGGAGGACGAGGAGUGGAUGAAGAUGGAGGUGGAGAUGGGCGCCGACAGCUAUUCGGAAGACGUCAGCUCCGAGGAGCCGGAGCUGGACCUGUCCCUGCUGGAGCUGACGGUGGACCGCGAGAAGUGCAGGCACAUCCGCAGGCAGUACCGGCAGCUCAUCUACACGGUGCAGCAGCACCGCGAGGACAUCGUGAACACGGCCAGCGACACGCUCACCGAGGCCCUGGAGGAAGCCAACGUGCUGUUUGACGGGGUGAGCCGCACCCGGGAGGCCGCGCUCGAUGCCCAGUUCCUUGUCCUGGCUUCGGACUUGGGUAAGGAGAAAGCGAAGCAGCUGAACUCUGAUAUGAACUCAUUCAAUUACGUGGCCUUUUGUGACUUGCUGUUCUCGUUUGUGGGCCUGAACUGGAUCGAGGAUGAGUUUGAGGAGCUGAGUGAUUGCGGGGAUAGUGUGGCGCUGUCCUUCUGGGAGGCGGUGCACAAGGAGUCUAUGUGUUGGAUAAAGCAAGCCGAAACGUUCCACUUCAUUUUCGGUUCGUUCAAAGCAGAGCCUUCUACACGCAAGCGCAGACUUGAGUACAAAAGAGCUCACAAAAUGGAAGAAAAUGGCGAUAUGCCUACAAAGCUGCGGAAAUUGGAUGUGCAUGCCAACCAAGAGACCACCGAAAAAGAAGUAGAACGCAUCUUGGGGUUGUUGCAAACCUACUUUCAAAAAUACCCUGAUACUCCUGUGUCCUAUUUUGAGUUUGUGAUUGAUCCACACUCUUUCUCCCGCACUGUGGAGAAUAUCUUUUAUGUGUCUUUUAUCAUAAGGGAUGGCUUUGCAAGAAUAAGGCUUGACCAAGACCGCCUGCCAGUAUUAGAGCCAACUAAUAUCAACAAGGUGGAUGAAGACACUGAUGCCAGCUCCUACAGCAGGAAGCAAGGAGUGAUAUCUUUGAGCUUACAGGACUGGAAAAACAUUGUCUCAACGUUUGAAAUUUCAGAGGCCAUGAUUAAGAACACAUACUAAAGACUUGUUCAUGAUACAGGCAUUCAUCCUUUCCUGAUGUAUCAGUCUAAGCAUGACCACAUGUUCAAGAACGUGAAGUUGUAACUGUGUAGUGUAUGUUUCUUGGUAAUUUGUAAGGUCAUGGUUUGUCAUUAAAAACUAUUAAUCACCGUG